Messenger RNA from Closterium sp. NIES-65, 1821 nucleotides. Lineage: Eukaryota; Viridiplantae; Streptophyta; Zygnematophyceae; Desmidiales; Closteriaceae. The record is from the annotation of a GenBank genome assembly.
AUGUCCGGCAAUGCGAUUCUCCAGAUGCAGCCCUUCCCGACGAGCAACGUCGACAUCGCGAUGAUGUCUUCUGCCUCGCCGGCCGGUCAAUCCGCGAUGACCGCGUACGGCGGCGGCGCUGCAGACGCGUUCGAUGGAGGCAGCAAGUUCGACACCGCGAGUUGCGGCGGCAGCAGCGUCGCCAGCAGCAACGGCUGCCACAGCACCACCACCUCCGCGACGGCAACCACCGCCGGGAGCAGCAGACGUGCCGCCGCCGCGUUCGUCGCCGCGAGAUGGGGCGCGAAAGUCGCCGCGGGAUUGCUGCACCCGCCGCGCGCGUGCAUCCGCACGCUGCACCGCCACCUCUCCCCCAGCGCACUUUCCCCCACCGCCGCCACCGCGGGGGCGGCGACUGGGAGGGCCGCGGCCGCAGCGGAAUCGACGGCGGCGGACGCGUUAGACCCCGUUAUGGUCCUUCUAGAAGACGGGUCGCUGCGCAUGUAUUCCUCGUCUGCUUCGGAACACCACGCGUCGUCGCCGUCCUCGCCCACUGGUAAUAACGCGCCACUCACUGUCGCGGACGUGCUAUUAGAUUUUCCCAACCACGAUCUUGUCGCGAUCGCCGCCCCUUGCGCGCCGCUCGAUCCUGCCACGCGCCUCGACCCCGGAAGCACGUAUUGCUUGUCCGCGCUUCCCGCCGCAAAGGCCGGUAAGCGGGGCGCCGCGGGCGGAGGCGGGCAGAAUCCGCACGGGGGAGCAGCGGCGGCGGAAGAGGCGGCGUUCGCGGUGCCCGUAAGUUCGAAGGCGCGGUGCCGCUGCCCCAUCUGCCGCGUUGAGGCGGAACGAGAGCGGGAGGCGAAGCAGCAGCUGCGCGGACUGUGGCUUGCGGGCGGGGAGAUUUCCGCGAGCCUUGCCGGAAAUGGCGGCGACCCCAUGCAGCUCCCCGGAAGCGCGUCGCCUUCGAGAUCGAUAGCGAAGCAGCGGCUGCGGCAGAGGGGGAGCGCGGCGGUGCGAUCGCCGCGCGGGGGAACGGAGGCGGAGAGGCGAGCAGCGGUAGGUUCUGGUGCCGCGUCAGCAGCUGCAGCAAUCGCGCCGUCUAACGGCGGUGCGAGCGCUGCCUCUGGCGCGGGUUUCCAGGGCGCGGGUGCGGCAAACGUAGCGGGUGGCGCAAAGGGCGGAGCGGAGGACCAAACGGUCGGUGGCAGAGGGGGAAUGGCCGACCACGGGCAAGGGCACGGACACGGGAAGCGAAUAGGCAAAGAGGACGAGGCGGCGCGGCUGUCUGCUGCUGCAGCGAUUGCAUUGGCUGGGAUGCCUUGUCCGUCGCCAGCAGGCGCGCGAACUGAAACGAGCCAUGUUGGUCGGGUUACCAAUCGCGAGCUUCGACGCCACCGAACCUCCUCGCCGGACCGGCCGUCGAGGUUCCCGUCGAGGUUCGGGCAGGCGGAGAUGUUGCGGAUGGGAAUGGGUGGUGAGUCAGCAGCGAGCCCAUUAUUGACCAACGCGCUUCCACCACCUGGCAGCGCUCCUGUGACGCCACGUGGAGGGCUGCAGCCUGUGGGAAAGGAGAGGUGGGGAGAGGUGAGAGAGGAGCAAGGUUUGGGUGAGACAGAAGAAGAGGAGUUUAUUUCUGAUGGAGACCAGGAUGAGAAUGAGGAAGAAGGGGGGAGGGAGGAAGAGGAGGAAAGGGAGGAAGAAGACGACGCAACGAAUAUGGAUGGAAAAUUUGCUCCUGGUGGGGAGAAGCUGAGGCAGGGGGGAGCAAUAGAGGAGAGGGAGCAGGAGUUGCAUAGGCAGAGGGCAUUAGAGGAGCUACAGCAAGCCAUGGACAAGAGUUGA